CCUAAUUGGGACCACGCCUUGGGAACUUUCGUCUACUGCAAACGUCACAUGCAUACCUGGAAACAGUUAGGUGGAAUGCCGGAAAUUCUUUUUGUUGACCAUCGGAUAUUUGUUUUUCGGCCUCUUUUUAGAACUAUUAAUGAACUGUUUUUCUAUUCUUACUUAUUUUAUUGAAUCUGGGUGCGUUAAAAACAGUAACAUUACUCGCGUUUGAUUGAAAGGGUCUUAUAUAAACACCGAAUCACUGUCUUAAUUGUAGUCGGGCCCGAGGCUGGGCUAACUUUAGCCUAGCAUUCAGUGAAGUCCUGCUAGCUAGCGUAUUAGCUUGUGUUAGCUUUCAGUCUAGCUGGCUUAAAAGUCAUCCGUUCACUCACUCAACUCAUUCAUAAGAACGUAGAAGACAACAACUCAAAAACCAUGGCAGUUGUCAACGAAGCUGCCCUCAAGAAAAUGCUAAAGCAAUACAAGUACAGAGAUCUGACUGUUCGUGAGAUAACCAAUGUCAUCUCCCAGUACAAGGACUUGAAGCCUGUUAUGGAUGCUUAUGUCUUUAAUGAUGGCUCCACAAGAGACCUGAUGAGCUUGACAGGAACUGUCCCAGUGAGCUACAGAGGCAAUAUCUACAACAUCCCAGUGUGUCUGUGGUUGCUGGACACAUAUCCCUACAACCCUCCCAUAUGUUUUGUCAAACCUACCAGUGCCAUGAUGAUCAAAACUGGCAAGCACAUCGAUGCCAAUGGCAAGAUCUACCUGCCUUAUCUACAUGAGUGGAAGCAUCCUCAGUCAGACCUGUAUGGCCUGAUUCAGGUGAUGAUCGUGGUUUUUGGAGAGGAGCCUCCUGUGUUUUCUCGUCCCACCACGCAAGCCCCCUACCAAGCGUUCCAAGCCACUGGACCCCCUAACCCUUCCUAUAUGCCUGGCAUGCCUGGUAUGCCUGGUAUGCCUGCGGUCUCACCCUACAGCCCAAAUCCUAACCCAGGAGGCUAUCCAGCAUACCAAUACCCAGGGGGCAACUCUUACCCAGCCACUGCUGGGCCUGCACACUACCCCACCCAGACCCCAGUUUCCACAGUGGGCCCGAACAGAGAUGGCACUAUUGGAGAGGACACCAUCCGUGCAUCUCUGAUUUCAGCUGUGAGUGAUAAGCUUCGCUGGAGGAUGAAGGAGGAGAUGGACAGAGCUCAGGCGGAGCUGGACGCCCUGAAGCGAACGGAGGAGGAUCUAAAGAAAGGACAUCAGAAACUGGAGGAGAUGGUCUCAAGACUGGACCAGGAAGUGUCUGAGGUUGACAGGAAUAUCGAGCUGCUGAAGAGAAAAGACGAGGAGCUAAGUGAGGCCUUGGAGAAGAUGGAGAACCAGUCAGAGAACAAUGACAUUGACGACGUCAUCGUUCCCACAGCUCCGCUGUACAAACAGAUCCUCAACCUGUAUGCUGAAGAAAAUGCAAUUGAGGACACUAUCUUCUACCUGGGAGAGGCGCUCCGCAGGGGCGUCAUAGACCUGGAGGUUUUUCUUAAGCAUGUACGCCUUCUGUCCAGGAAGCAGUUCCAGCUCCGUGCCCUCAUGCAGAAAGCUCGCAAGACUGCCGGCCUUAGUGACCUCUACUGACCCACACUGACUACCAGGAAAUGUUCAUAUCUUCACGCUCUCUUACUCUCUCCUCUUCCGCCUCUCUUUUUAUUCCCCUUUUAUGUCUUAUUUUUACUCUAUCUCUAUACAAUCUGAGACAGAAUUCUGAACAGCAACAACAGAAUGAUUAAAAAAGCAACAUUUUUGAAGAACUGGACUCGUCUGUGUGGCCACAGUUCUUCUAGGAAAUCAUUUGUGUUUUUAUUCUGACCAAAUAAUUAUUUGAGAUAAUUCUGCAUUAACAGUCAUGACCCAUUUGCACCAAUAUUAAAUACGAAACCACAUUGUAAACCAGGUACUGCGGUUGACACAAAAACAUAAUUAACACACAUGCCAUAUUGGCAAAAGUGACGUGGGAGACGUACUGUGAGUUAGUGUGUCGACCUGUAUAUGUUGCACUGCAGGGUAGCCCACAGGUUCUGUUCGCAAUCUCUUUGCCAGACAAUGUAAUUUGGCUAGUAAGCACAACUUGUUAGCGGUUAGAAGAAAGGGGCUUUGUCGAGAGCCCCAUAUGUCCUGUCCCCUCAUGAUGAAAAGGUUAGGCUCUGAUAUAAAUACCCAGGGCUUCCUUUCAGUAAGGACAUGGGGUUCAGCCUCAGGAUUGAAUUGCUGUCCGAGUCAUCUUCAGUAGCCAUGGAGUCAAAGGGAUCACUUUUCAUACAGUAGAGGUGAUGAUGAAGAUGAACAUGAACUGUGUUUCUUCAUUGUCUUUGUUUGAGUCUUUUAAUGGGUUAUAUGUUGAGCUCCCCUGCCACUUGACCACUGUUUUUUAUUUCCUGUUGCCCUGUCUCUUCACAACAUAUGAGAGGUUCUUUGUCAGCUGCUCAGGUCUACCCUCCAGUCUGACUGCAUUAACAGUCAAUCUUGUACAGUAGUUGUUUCACUAUGUACAGUGUCUAUGUCCAAGGUGGAUGACGGUCUUGACAUACUUUAUUCUAAUGUAUUACAUUUUGUUUUCUUUACUUUUCUGUUUUCCUUGUGCUGUCUACUUAUUCUCAGUCCUUCUGAGGUUUAGGUUUUCAGUAAUCAUGAGGAAAACGUUGUGAAUAAAGCUGGCGCAUUGGAGGGUACAAAAUAAAUCAAAACAAUAUUGUACUAAUCAAAAAGUUAACUUAUGUAAAGUUUGCAGACAGGUCUCAUUUAAAUUAGCCUUUUACUAAAUGCACUUUGAAUUGUAUGAUAGAAUAUCUGCUGUUAUUUUUUUCUUGUUUCCAAUUCAACCAUAGACCACCUGUUCUUUUAUAUCUGUAGAUUUAUGUAAAUCAGUACAAAUAAAUAAAAUCUGAUUUAAUGGAU
Messenger RNA from Cottoperca gobio, 2925 nucleotides. It is a transcript of the gene tsg101a, whose product is annotated as tumor susceptibility 101a. The transcript is spliced from 10 exons. Gene Ontology annotation, cellular component: ESCRT I complex. The record is from RefSeq and is a predicted model, not a curated record. Bases 418 to 1608 code for a protein of 396 amino acids. Gene Ontology annotation, biological process: protein transport; endosome to lysosome transport; protein modification process. Gene Ontology annotation, molecular function: ubiquitin binding. NCBI's taxonomy places the organism in Eukaryota, Metazoa, Chordata, Actinopteri, Perciformes, Bovichtidae.